Molecule: messenger RNA, 2247 nt
Organism: Rotaria sordida
Lineage: Eukaryota; Metazoa; Rotifera; Eurotatoria; Philodinida; Philodinidae
Source: the annotation of a GenBank genome assembly
AUGGAUUAUCGGACACUUGUUAAUGAGGAUAAUGAUGGUACUGAAGGACAAGAUCAAAGUUUAUCACCAUUUAUACAAUUUGAUACCGAAGAAGAUCAAAAUAAUAGUGAAAAACAAUCACGAUGGAGUCAUCAAAAAGAUCUCGAUGAUUUUUUUGUACGUGUAUAUCAAUAUCAUCAACGACAUGGAUUUUUUUGUAUUCUACUUUCUGAAAUAUUUAGUCUUGUACAAUUUAUAUUUAUUGUUUCAUUUACUGUUCUAAUUGUUCAAUGUAUUGAUUAUCCACUUUUAUUUCGUUCAACACCAUCAGCUAGAAAUAUAACACAUAAAAUACAUUUUAAUGAAGUUAUUCAAUCACCUAAACAAUGUCUUAGCAGUAUGCAUCUAUUAACAACAUUAUGUAUAAUAUUUUCUAUAAUAUAUUGGCUUUAUCGUUUAUCACGUGCUGUAUAUAAUCUUAUUUCAUAUUUUAAUAUUCGAGCAUUUUAUAUUCAAGCAUUGGAUAUUAAACCGAAUGAUCUAUCAAAUAUGACUUGGCAUGAAGUUCAACAACGUUUAUUAAUUGCUCAACGAACACAUCAUUUAUGUAUACAUAAAUUAAAUUUAACAGAAUUAGAUAUUCAUAAUCGAUUAUUACGUUUUAAAAAUUAUGAAGUAGCAAUGGUUAAUAAAGGUAUUUUACCACCAAGAAUACAUCUACCAAUAUUUGGCGAUAUAAUUUCAUUUACAACCGGUUUUAAAUUUAAUCUACGUUUAAUAUUAUUUUGGGGUCCAUAUGCACCAUUUGAUGAACGAUGGCAUUUACGACAAGAAUAUAAAAUCCAUAGUCAACGUGAAAAAUUAUCUAAACAAUUAUCAAAUUUUAUUUUACUCUAUGGUCUUGCUAAUUUACUUUUAUCACCAUUUAUAUUUAUUUGGCAAGUAUUAAAUCUAUUUUAUGGUUAUACAGAGCUUGUACGGCGUGAACCAGGUGUAUUAGGUAGUCGUCGUUGGAGUAAUUAUGGUCGAUUUUAUUUACGACAUUUUAAUGAACUUGAUCAUUCCAUUAAUCAACGUCUCAAUCGUGGUUAUAAACCAGCUAUUGGUUAUAUGAAUUCAUUUGUUAAUUAUAGUAUUGUUGAAGCAGCAAAAUUUAUUAGCUUUACAACUGGUGCUAUAUUAGCUGUUUUAAUCUUAUUAACAAUUUAUGAUGAAGAUGUUCUUAAUGUUCAACAUAUGUUAACACUAAUGACUAGUCUUGGUGUUGUUCUUGGUGUUUGUCGAUCAUUAAUACCUGAUGAAAAUGCAGUCUUCGAUCCCGAACAAAUGUUACAACUUGUUCUUGCACAAGUUCAUUAUCAACCAAAUUCAUGGAAAGAUCAUGCACAUACAAAUUAUGUUCAAGCAGAAUUUGGACAAAUGUUUCAAUUAAAAUAUGUUUAUAUUCUCGAAGAACUUGUUAGUGCCUUUGUAACACCGCUUGUAUUAUGUUUUCAAUUACGCCGUAAAUCUUUACAAAUAAUUGAUUUCUUACGAAAUUUUACAGUUGAUGUACAAGGUGUUGGUGAUGUUUGUAGUUUUGCUCAAUUAGAUAUAGCAAAACAUGGAGAUAUGAAAUGGUUUGCACCUAUACGUCCAAAAUCAGUUAAUAAAACUGAUGGUGGAAUAGCAAAUGAUGGCAAACUUGAAUUAUCAUUAAUGCAUUUUCAUCACACAAAUCCAAAUUGGCAAAUGCCUAAACAAUGUGAAGUUUAUUUAGAAAAAAUUCAAGAACGAGCUGUUGAAAAUCUUCAUGGAUCAUCAAUACUUCAACAAUCAUUAAAUGAUAUACAAAAUCUUCAAUCUCAACGAAGUUUUUAUAGUGAUCCUCAAUGCACAACAUCAGUACAAAAUCGUUCGAUCUUUUCAAAACCAUUAAUGAAUACAAGUUCAUAUUCUCCAUUACAUACAACUAUAUCUGUUCGACCAAAUGUUUCCACAGUACAAAAUAGUUUUCUAAAUGGUGGUGUAUCAAAAGCUGAUUUACCUUAUCGAAGUUUAGCACAAUUUGGUGUCCUUUCAAAAAUUCAUUCACAAAUGUUUGAUAUGUCUGAUCCAUAUUCUCUUAUGGGCUCAUUAGCUUCGAUACAAGGUUUACCAGGUGCAGCACAAUUAGAUAUGAAUAUAUCAUGUUUAUUUAUGCAUGAAUUACGACACAAAUAUAAACAUGGUGAAUAUGAAGAUUUAGAAAAUAUUAACGAAGAUCAAAAUAAUGAAUCGACUUGUUAA